UAUCACCAGCCACUAGUUGUUUUAUACCACAACAGUUGUUAUAAAAGAAUAUUGUAUCUUUUAUGUCUCUUCCAUUAAGAGUUGACUUUUUCUGUCGAACAAAAAGGCCUCAAAGCAAUCCUCAAAAGACCACAUUUGUCUCCAUCAUUAAACUUAUAAUUACAAAUCACAACACACAAUCAAACCCACAUCAUAGAAACAAAAUCAGAAUCUCGCAGUCUCAUCAGAAAAAUCCUAAAACAUGGUGAGACAAAGAAGAAAGACAGAGAAAGAAGAGGAGAAGCGAGAACAAGAUGGAGAACAUGAGGAUCAGAAGGUGCAGCCGAGGCAAAGAAGCGUGAGCAAAAGAAACAUGCAAUCUCUGGUGAUCGGACUCGUUGGAGGUGCGUUGACCCUCGGUGCUUAUUCUCAGACGUUUGUUACUCCGGGACAAUCGAUCGGCGCCGGUCUCUUUGUCCUCUUCUUUGGAUUGCUUGUCAGCGAAGGUUUCAUAUCUCUUUAAGGAAAAGAAGACUACAUAAGUAAAUUAAACCUAUGCUUUUGUCUUAUGUAUUUUACUUAAAUAGUCACCUAUAUGAGCAUCUCGCUUCAUUUUUAUUUCAUUUCAAAAAUAGUUUGGACUCUCAACUUAAUGUGAUACAAUCCCUAAUGUUUUUACGGAUUGUUAUAAUUUGUAUACAGAGUAACAGCAAAAAGUACGUAUCGCAAGGAUAUGUUUUGAUCAAUACAUGCAUCUUCUUAUA
Brassica napus (rape) is the source of this 743-nucleotide messenger RNA. RefSeq lists its product as uncharacterized. The transcript has a single exon. The record is from RefSeq and is a predicted model, not a curated record. Lineage: Eukaryota; Viridiplantae; Streptophyta; Magnoliopsida; Brassicales; Brassicaceae. The coding region runs from base 242 to 502 and encodes 86 amino acids.